Daucus carota subsp. sativus is the source of this 1878-nucleotide messenger RNA. RefSeq lists its product as uncharacterized. Gene Ontology annotation, cellular component: nucleolus; small-subunit processome. Bases 220 to 1581 code for a protein of 453 amino acids. Gene Ontology annotation, molecular function: protein binding. Lineage: Eukaryota; Viridiplantae; Streptophyta; Magnoliopsida; Apiales; Apiaceae. The record is from RefSeq and is a predicted model, not a curated record. Gene Ontology annotation, biological process: maturation of SSU-rRNA from tricistronic rRNA transcript (SSU-rRNA, 5.8S rRNA, LSU-rRNA). The transcript is spliced from 17 exons.
GUCCGCACAAUCUGCAUCCCCAACGUCUACUCCUAUUUUUCUUUUUCAAGAAAAGGGUUUAUUAAUUAUAACUUAUAAGCAGCUUCAUCUUCUAGGGUUUAUCAUUCAUCUUCUCCGCACAAUCUGCAUCCUCAACGUCUACUCCUAUUUUUCUUUUUCAAGAAAAGGUUUAUUAAUUAUAACUUAUAGGGUUUAUCAUUCAUCUUCUCGCUGUUAACAAUGAAAGUCAAGGUAAUCUCACGCUCUACUGAUGAGUUCACGCGCGAGAGAAGCAACGACCUCCAGAGAGUGUUUCACAACUUCGAUCCUAAUUUGAGAACUCAAGAGAAGGCGGUUGAGUAUGUUAGAGCUCUCAAUGCCGCCAAAUUAGAGAAGGUUUUUGCGAGGCCGUUUAUCGGAGCAAUGGAUGGACAUAUUGAUGCAGUGACAUGUAUGGCUAAAAAUCCGAAUAAUUUGAAAGGAUUAUUUUCUGGUUCUGCUGACGGAGAUAUUCGUCUCUGGGAUCUAGCUAACAGGCGAACAGUUUGUCACUUUCCUGGUCACCAGGGUGCAGUUAAGGGUGUAACAGUAUCCACAGAUGGCCGGAUACUUGUAUCAUGUGGGAGCGAUUCAAGUGUCAAACUCUGGAGUAUCCCUACUGAUACUGUUAUGGAUACGGAAGACUCUUCGAGUGACACUCCGAAGCCAUUGGCAGACUAUGUCAGGACAAAUCCAAAUUUCAGGGCCGUUGAUCACCAAUGGGAUGGUGACCUCUUUGCCACAGCUGGUGCUCAAGUGGACAUAUGGGACCAUAACAGGUCUCAGCCAGUAAACAGUUUCGAAUGGGGAGUAGAUACAGUGAUAUCAGUUCGGUUCAAUCCCGGUGAACCAAAUAUACUUGCAACAUCGGCUAGUGAUCGUAGCAUAGUAGUAUAUGAUUUGCGGAUGUCAUCACCAGCAAGAAAGCUUAUCAUGCAGACAAGAACCAAUUCAAUAGCUUGGAAUCCCAGGGAACCAAUGAAUUUUACAGCUGCAAAUGAAGAUUGCAAUUGCUACAGCUAUGAUGCCAGAAAGUUAACCGAAGCCAAGUGUGUUCAUAAAGAUCAUGUUUCUGCAGUGAUGGAUAUUGAUUACUCACCAACUGGUCGGGAAUUCGUGACAGGAUCUUAUGAUAGAACAGUGAGGAUUUUUGAAUAUAAUGCUGGUCAUAGCAGAGAAAUCUAUCAUACAAAGAGAAUGCAGAGGGUAUUUUGUGUGAAGUUCAGUGGUGAUGCAACUUAUGUGAUUUCCGGAAGUGAUGACACUAACCUUCGACUUUGGAAGGCUAAUGCAUCUGAACAACUGGGAGUUCUUCUGCCAAGGGAACGUAAACAACAUGACUAUCGGGAGGCUGUUAAGAAUCGUUACAAGCACCUUCCUGAAGUGAAGCGUAUUGUGAGACAUAGACACCUACCAAAACCAAUAUACAAGGCAUCAGCUCUUAGAAGAACUAUGCAGGAAGCAGAGAAGAGAAAAGAAGAUAGAAGAAGAGCACAUAGUGCCCCGGGGAGCAUGCCAAAAGAAUCUGUCCGUAAGAGAAGAAUUAUUAAAGAAAUUGAAUGAGUAUCUUUGUUACUUUGCAGUAGGCUACCAGCGGCAGGGAGUCCUUGAUGUGAGUAGACCUUGUAAGAUCUUCCGCAAGACCUUGUAAGAUCUACUGGGUAAGCUGGGCUUUAAUGUGCAACGGGGCAUUCAAAUUUUGGUUGAUUAGCAAGCAGCUUGAAAACAAGGUUGGAUAUGAUAUAAAUUUGUAGCUUUAAUCUAAAAUUUAAUGUAAUCUUUUUAACAAAUAUUUACGUUUUUAAAGACAGAUCUGUUUUCUGUAUCAUUGAAGAAAAUAUGUAACAUUGAUUUCUUUUU